AUGACUCAAAUCAAUCAACGCCAGGACUGGGAAGGGCCAUUGAAGCUACUGCAAAAGCAGCUCUACGAGGAAGAACUCUGCCGUUUGCGGGAAUGUAGAUCUCUCGCUGUUUUUCAAGACCAGCUAGAAACACUCAAAGAGGAUCGGGGAGCUCUCCAAUUCGAAGGAUCAUGGAAGUUUCUCCAAACCGUGGUCAAGCGGCUUAGCCCUCUAGUAGCAGCUGUUGAGUACGUUGCCCCUAGUCUAGGCAUUCCUUCAUGCAUGUGGGGGGCCAUGAUUCUACUUCUUGAUGCCGUGAGCUUGAGAAAGCAAUAUUUGGACACCGUUCUCGGGUACUACGAUGGCUUAAUUUCGAUUCUGCCAUGCCGAGAAAAUCUCAAGUCGAUAAUGGCAGAUAAUCCAGAGCUUGAAGGGGUUGUGUUGAAUUUCUACAAACACUACCUCGAUUGUAGUGGGCAGUUUCUCCAAAUGUUCUCUCCAAGACGAUCUGUCGCCAAGCGGUUUUACCGGAGGGUUCUUUUUCUUCGUAACCUUUAUGGGCUCUCAGAUUCCAUGAAUGCUCUCAAGUCAGCGGCAGAAAAAGCUACAAAAGCAUACCGAAUCACCUCGGAGCAACAACGUCAAAAUAUUAUACAAGAGGAUCUGAAUCAGAUCAAAUCAGCCGUCGAACAAAUGAACCGAGAUCCACCCCAAGAGUCUCUCAGCCGGCUUGCGUAUGUUCGAUCUAGCAGCUUCAGGCAUACACUCCCCCCCAGCGGCAUCACAUUCACUGGGCGAUCGGCAGAGUUGAAAGCACUACAUACCUACCUUGGUCCUCUUACUGAAUCAGACCAUGACCAAACUCCUGGUCUGCGUUCUGUCGUUUUAUGGGGCCUUGGUGGGAUGGGCAAAUCGCAGCUCGCAUUAGCCUACGCCCAUCAGCAUAAAUCUUCAUACAAGGCUUGUUUCUGGAUACAAUGUGAAGAUUUGGUCAACAUAUGCAAUGGAUUCAUGAAGAUUGCGAGAAAACUCGGUUAUGAGCCUGCGGGCUUAGAGGCAGACGUACUAAGCGUCAAAAACUGGCUGGAGAACGAAGGUACUAGCACAACAGGUUCCAAAUAUCCCGUACUUUCAUUUUCAAUACUGGCGCUAAUAUCUAGUCUUUUCGGGGCAGGAAAACAGUGGCUUCUUGUGUUAGACGGUGCGGACAUGGGGCCAACCCCUGAGUUUCUCCAGCAGUACUGGCCAUCGGGAGACGAGGGCUCCGUUCUUGUGACAAGCCAAGAUAAACAAUGGCAGAUUUCCGACUAUGUCCGCCACAACCUUGAAGUUUCCAGUCUAUCUGAAGAUGAUGGACUUCAGUACAUUAAUCAGUUUAUGAGGAAUCACGGAAGGAGUGUUGGACCAAGAGAGGCGGCGACCAUUCUUGCAGAGUCAGGCAGGCUGCCCCUGGCAUUACAUCAAAUGCUUUCCUUCAUGGUGACCGAGAGCCUUAGUGCAGAAGAGUUUUUGGACCAAUUUAUGAAUAGCCGAUCGGUGGAUGACUGGGACAUGUCGACAUCGCGCAAUCUGGCAACUUUUCUCAACCUCGCCUUCAAGAACCUCAACGAUCCGACGAAGAAGGUACUCGAGAAUUUAUCGUUACUCGAUGUCAAUCGAAUUCCUGGUUUCCUGGUGAAGAAAAUAAAAGAACUUUUGGCUAGCGAUGGCGCACAAUUCAAUCAUUUGACUCGAUACUCCCUCAUAAACAAAUCAAAAGAAGAUGGCGAUUUCUACGAGAUGCAUCCGCAGGUCAAGAGACAAGUCAUCCUACGUAUGCCCCCAGAACACCUGAAAGAAAGGGCACAGUGGGUUACCGGCCAACUUCGAGAGUAUUUCCCUCGCCAGUCAGUCUUUGGCGCUGAACUGGACGACACAAAUCCAAAUUGCCCAUCAUUGAUAGCACAUGUACUAGCUUUUAAGACGACCAUAAAUCGUUACAACUGCGAUAUUCAAGAUAUCGAGAACCUUGCUAGCUUGUAUCUAGAUGGCGGCAUCUACUCUUGGGCCCGUGGGCUACUCGAGGUCGGACGAGACCUCACCGACGCAGCAAGGACGCUGUGCGGAACAGGCAAAGUUUCUCUGUUCACCAAAGCACAGAUAUUCUCCUUCCAUGCUUCCAUCAUCUCCGACAGUGGGAGACUCAGGGAGGGCCUCCGCGAAUUCGAGUACGCACUCAUCUUCAGCAUGCGCUACGUUUCCGAAACGGAGGACUCUGAGCCUUCGGAGCCCCUAGCACUACUUUCAAAUGCCUAUAACAAUGUGGCGGCAGCCCAUAACCGCCUCGGCAAUUUUGAGGAGGCUUCAAGGUACAACAACCAGGCCUUGAGCUUAAAGAUGAGUUUGGAAGAACGCGGUCUUCCUAUGUCACACUCCCUCUGUCUAACAUACCAAACGAUGGCCUAUACAAAAGCACAGCAAGGGGACAUUGCGGGUUCAGUUUCGUGCUUUGAGAAAGCCAUCGAAUACGGCUCUGUGUCUGAAGAAUCCAUUCCGAGAUUGGCAUUGGCGCAACAUAACUUCGCACAUCUUAGGCUAUUGGAGGGCAAUCUUAAAGAUGCCUGUGAUCUAUUCUUUACAGCUUGGGGAACCAGAGCUGAGAAACAUGGCGACCACCCAGAUACGGGUAUUUCACAACACAUGCUAGCUCAUUGCUAUCAUAAAUUGGGGGGAAAGGAAAACUUGGAGUUUGCUAGAUCGUUAUUGCAACAGGCAGUCGUACUGUUCGAGGAGCGACUUUCGGAACCCGACAAUAAGAGAUUAGCCUGGUCUCUGUUUAAGCUUGCGCUGGUUCAAGAUGAACUUGGAGAUCUCAAGGCCGGAGAGAACCGUAUAAGGGCAGAGGAACUGUAUUUCCAGGAAACGGGACAUUCCGAAGUCACAUUGACCGAGGAUCUACUCAAUGAUUUAAGUCCCUUAGACCCGAUGGUAGCCUCGCUAAGCCUCAAUGUACAGGGUCAUUUGGACUCCCAAUACAUUCCAUUCCGAAGUGCACGCUGGAACUUUCUGAAGACCCUUCGCUUCUCCCUCCUACUUAAAAAUGGUAUCUUUUCGAAGACAGAAUUCGGCAGCAACCGCCCAGUCUCUCAAAAUUCGUUCGCAGUUUGUUCCGCAGGAGCACCUAUCUAUUUCCGUGAAAUGGAUACACAGGAAGACCAUAAAACACUAGGGAAGAUCGGAUACCUGAAGCGGCUUGAACUCUAUGGAACAGAAAAGCCGUAUCAAAUAACGGUCCGCCCGAAGUAUGUCCAAGACUCGGACGCGCAGAAGACAAACAUUGUUAUCGAUCCACAGGUCGUCAAGAUUACUGAUAUCAUUAAUCGACGGGGUGAAUUUAGCACGGAUAUUCAGGGUUUCGAGCUCGCCACUUUUCCCAGUUCGUUAUCCUCUGAUGAACUCCAGGACUUAGACGAGAUUGAGUCUCGUUACUAUGCCGAAGCCAAGGAAUUUCUCAUGCGAAGAUAUAAUGCUCACAGAGUGCUCAUAUUCGAUACGACGAUUAGACGCUCGAAACCAGGUCGCAACACGGACACUACCCUCCUCAAGAACCAACAGAUUCUAGGGCCAUCCAUUGACUGUCAUGUCGAUCAAAGCCCCAAUAGCGUUCGCAAGAGAGUGAGGAAGAACUUUCCUAAUGACGCAGACCAGCUAUUGGCUCAGCGCGUGCAAGUAGUCAACAUAUGGCGAGCUCUCCGCUUCCCAUGUCAAAUCCGUCCUUUGGGCUUGUGCGACUACAGAUCGACCAGACCUGGAGACUAUACACCAGCUGAUCUUGUCUCAUCCGUUUGGGAAGGCGAGACAUUGCAAAUUUACCACAACCCUAACCACGAGUGGUGGUUCGCCAGCAAGAUGGAAGCGGACGACGUGCUUCUCAUCAAAAUGUUUGACUCUGAGGGAGAAAGGGAGGGUAACGAAACGGCCAUGUGUACACCUCAUUGCUCUUUCGACUGGGAAGACGCCCCUGAGGGAUCGCAUGGGCGAGAGAGCAUGGAAAUCAGAGCAAUUAUAUUUUCUGAACUCUAG
Molecule: messenger RNA, 4041 nt
Organism: Colletotrichum lupini
Lineage: Eukaryota; Fungi; Ascomycota; Sordariomycetes; Glomerellales; Glomerellaceae
Product: methyltransferase CmcJ
Exons: 10
Coding region: 1-4041 (1346 amino acids)
Molecular function (GO): oxidoreductase activity; ADP binding; protein binding
Source: RefSeq, a predicted model, not a curated record